CAGACCCCAGACCCCAGGCUGCUCUGCGGAGAAAACUGGAGAAAGCAGACUACCGUUUCUCCUUGGGCCAGCUCACAAACCGCAAGCCAAGCAUUGGAGCCAGACAGCCGCUUCCCGCCUUUGUCUGCACAGAACCCAGAGCUGGGGAUGUGACAGCUGCCCAUGGUGCUCACUGCGUUUCUCUCUGGGGAUGGCAGAGAUAAGAGGGUUGGUGCUGGUCCUGCUGUACAUGGCCCACUCGUCAUCUGCCAUUUGUGGCAUCCAGAAAGCCAACAUCGAGGACGAGUCCAAGGAGAACCUCGUGAGCAGCACCGAGUUCCCCUGGGUGGUGUCCAUACAGGACCAAGAGUACACCCACCUGGCAUUCGGCUGCAUUCUCAGCGAGUUCUGGAUCCUCAGCAGCGCCUCGGCUCUCCAGGACAGGAAGAAGGUCGUUGCUGUUGUCGGUAUAGCCAACAUGGACCCCAGAAAGGUUGAUCACACAGAGUACUCAGUCAGCACCAUCAUCCCCCAUGAGAACUUCAUUAAGAGCUCCAGGAGCAAUGACAUAGCCCUCCUGAGGACAGAAUCUGCCAUACAUUUCGAUGACAUGGUCCAGUCCAUCUGCUUCCUGGACAAAAAGCUACAGAAACCACCAACCUUGAGAAACUGCUGGGUGGCAGGAUGGAACCCCACGUCUGCAACAGGAAAUCACAUGACAAUGAGUAUCCUGAGGAGAAUCUCUGUGGAAGACAUUGACCUGUGUCCUUUACAAAGAGACCAGAAUACAGAAUGUGCCAGUCACGCAAAUAAGGAAUACAAAGUUUGCCUGGGGGAACCAGGAAGCCCUGUGAUGUGCCAAGUGAAGAAGCUGAAUCUCUGGGUCCUCAAAGGAAUCAUGACCUAUGGAGGCGACUCGUGCCCUGGCCUGUUUCUGUAUACCAGUGUGGAAGACUACAGUAACUGGAUCAUGGCCCAGGCGAGGAAGGCUGGCCCUUCCCUGUCCUCGCUCCAGUCCUGGGAGAAGUUGCCCCCUGAGUUCCUUUUUGACGAAUCAAAUAUUGCCCUGACAAAGCAUGCGUAUUCUGUACACGGCCAUACUGAACGGCCCCAAACCCACUCCCAAAGACCAAAAUUGUCCACUGUGUAUGACAAGUCAACAGACAAUGGGCAGAACUUCAGGGCAAACGGUCUUCAGGAAUCAGGCUGGCCUGCAAAAGUGGCUAUCCAACCCAUGUACUACGACUACUAUGGGGGGGAGGCGGGGAAAGAAGGGGUUGUAGCUGGCCAGAGCAGGCUGUGUUGGCCCCAAGAAAGGAUCUUGAUGUCCCUCGUGCUUGUUUUCUUGGGCAGCGGUGUAUAGCUAGCAGCUAACCUCCCCACAGACAAGAAGCUUGGAGUGCACGGGGCUAGGCGUCUACGGUACUGUUCUGGGGUCCGCUUUUGAUAGGUGCCACUUGGGCGACCACAGGCAGGCCCCACAGCAUCACUGGGCUGGCUCUCCCUCCUCUGGCCCACUCCCAUAUGUGGGAAAGGUCACUUCGUUUACGCUUGCGAACUAAAUGUGGGCUAACAAGUAU
Molecule: messenger RNA, 1559 nt
Organism: Microtus ochrogaster (prairie vole)
Lineage: Eukaryota; Metazoa; Chordata; Mammalia; Rodentia; Cricetidae
Gene: Prss54
Product: serine protease 54
Biological process (GO): proteolysis
Molecular function (GO): serine-type endopeptidase activity
Source: RefSeq, a predicted model, not a curated record